AUCUAUAAACUUGUAUUCCUUAAAAUAAACAAAAGGGCAAUAAAGUUAAAGUUUAGAUUGUUUUAUUUUAAAAUAUAAUAAGAAAAAGAGUGGAGUUUUAAGUAUGGGAAGGCGAUUAUUUUCCCUUAAAUAAAACAAAUCUCGUCCAUUUUUUCCUACUAGAUCCCAUCAUAUCAUUCCUCUCCAAAACCAUGCUACCUCCGUCGCCAUAUCCACCGGUAUACCACACUAACGCCACCACCUAACUCCGACCACCUUCAAGCAAUGGCAAACGAUGGGUCUCAAACAUUUCAUUGGCAGGAUGACGACCUCGACGACGAUAACUUCCAAAUCCACGGCCGCACACUUCUCUACAUAGUCGUCCUCUUUUCCAUUAUCCUCCUGAUAACUUUCAUCUUCUUCCUCUACGCUCGCUGUGUUGUCCGCUCCCGCUCCUCCUCCGCCGACAACGCCGUCAGCACUUCCUCCCUUACACGGAACUCGCCACCUUCAUCUCAGCCACAAGGUCUCGAUGCAGCCACGAUCAACAGCAUCCCGAUCACUAUUUACCAUCGGUCUCCGACGACGACGGGCUUGAGUUCUUCGGAGACGAAUGAGUCUUCAGAAUGCAGUAUUUGCCUUGGAGUUUUCGAAGAAGGGGAUAAAGUGAAGGUGUUGCAGAGUUGCUGCCAUUGUUAUCAUUGUGACUGUGUCGACAAGUGGUUGAUUACCCAUUCGAGUUGUCCUAUGUGCAGAGCUUCUGUUCGAGUUGAGUCACCGGUUUGACUCGCAUGUUUCAAUUUCCUUCUUGUUUAAAUUUUUUUAUAUACGCUUAGUUUAUUAGUUUAAAUUAUUUAAGAUAUUAAGUUCCCCAAGAUAAAUGCGCCCCGAGAUAAUUUGCUAAAAGAUUCGACCACAUGCACAGAAUCUAAAAUUUAGAUCGUAACAGUAUUUAAUUGUGAAUAUAAAUUAUCAUUCCCAAGUAGAUUGUAUCUUAUAGAACAAAUUAUAUUGCAUUUUAAUAAAUCUUUAACCCUUAAUUUAUAUAAA
This is a messenger RNA of Lactuca sativa (garden lettuce), 1029 nucleotides long. Its product is annotated as RING-H2 finger protein ATL66. Gene Ontology annotation, molecular function: transferase activity. The record is from RefSeq and is a predicted model, not a curated record. Gene Ontology annotation, biological process: protein ubiquitination. Lineage: Eukaryota; Viridiplantae; Streptophyta; Magnoliopsida; Asterales; Asteraceae.